Molecule: messenger RNA, 948 nt
Organism: Talaromyces stipitatus ATCC 10500
Lineage: Eukaryota; Fungi; Ascomycota; Eurotiomycetes; Eurotiales; Trichocomaceae
Exons: 2
Coding region: 1-948 (315 amino acids)
Source: RefSeq, a predicted model, not a curated record
AUGAAUAGACGCUCUCAGAUAACGCACAUAACUCCUCUACCUUCAUACGUCUCGCGCGAUGCAGUCCUCGAACUUUUGCACGAUCACUCGGUGAUGAUUACUCUGAAUCCUCUAGUCACACACCACGGCCGUACCACACCCCCCCCGCACGCCCUACCAGACGAACACUUCUCGGCAUGGUACGAAAUAACUGAUAAAAUCGAAUACAUCCCGGGAACAGGAUUCACGGGUAGCGUAACCUACACGGCAUGCAUGCACGAUCUUCCCACGGGUCUACAAACACACAUCCACGCCCCCGCGGGGCUCGAAAUACGCGGGAAAUGGCAGUUGCUGGGUUGGUUACCGGGUGAGCAACGCCUUGCUCCGGAAAUCGGCAUUGAACAGUACGAUAUCCCGAAGGAAGGACUAUAUUUGAGGGAGGAUUGUGAUUUGAGGUGUAAUUUCUUUUUGACACAUUUCGUCAAAAAGAAUUUGUACAAGUCUCAUGAGUUGUUCGUGAAGAGGUUGUUGGAAAUGGCGCGGGAGCGGACGCAAGCCCCUACUGUACCGAGGGUUCGAUUGGAUAAUGGAAUUGAAGAUGUGGAUGUACAUGUUUUAUCGGAUAGUCCGCCGCGGCCGCGUCAACGCGCUGCACUCGAGUGGCAGGCAAACGGGUACUCUGUAUCUGUCUCUGGCGGCGCCCAACAGAGUAUAUUAUCAUCCUCUCAACGAGACCAACAGACGUCUUCAUUUUCACGGAGAAGAGGCCGCUCACAAUCACCGGGAUAUGCUUUCGUGAAACCAUCUCUGGGCUCAUCUAAACGAUAUCCAUCAGAGGGACCCAGAAGACGAGAUCGUAGCGAUUCACAUAAUUCACAUUUAUCGGAUGAUGACUCUCCUACGGGAUCAAUGUCGUUGGUUCGAUCGUUUUCAAGGAGAUGGAGGGAAAGGGAUAUAUUGGAUGUCUAG